AUGUCCUGCCAUCCUCCCAUCGAGUUUCUUGUUCAUCCUCCUUCACCUCCACCCUCUGAACCAGAACCUUGUGUACUUCCACCUGUCAGCGACAUUUUGCCAAAUGCACCUUAUAACUCUAGUUCUCCUAGUCUUCGGCUUCCAGAUCUUCAGUCACUCAUACCACAGCUACAUGAUAUCAUGCCUGUAGAACCUCGUCCGAGACUUAUGCUCACUAUUCCCUUUGACCAAGCAUCUCACUCGACCUGUUCUUCUCCAACAUCACCCUUCCAGAACUUCUCCUUUGACACACCCUUUACAUCCCCCGCAUCUUCGCCCACACCAAACUCAAACAUUAAAGACGAUCUGGGUCGUCCAUUUCUACUUCCACCCCCCAAUAUAUCACCCUAUCACCAACCACACCAGCAAUCCCGCCGGAUGUCCGACUCUUCUUUUCAUUCUGCUCACUCUGUUAACUCUGCCCAUUCCGCUCAUUCCGCUUACUCUGCUUACUCUGCACGCUCUGGUCAUUCUGCUCAUUCUGCACAGUCUAGUAACUCUGCUUAUUUCUCUGCAGCCUCUUCUGUCCAUUCUGCCUUUCGGCCAGUGUCUAGGUCAGGUUCUGUAUCCAGUGUUCUAUCUCGUUCACCUUCAGUCGUUUCCGAGUCAAGUACUACGAGUAGCAGCAAUAACAGCACAACGGCUACCUUAGACAUCCCAACGCCAGCCAAGCGUAAGAGAGGAAGACCACCAAAUGCUGCCCGGUCUGCACAGUCUGCCCAAUCUUUUGUAUUUGUCACCCCGACCGUUUGGGAAGUCAAGCGAAACGACGCACAACCCAAUAGACAAUGUCAGCAGGAUGGUGGUGCUAUCGAAUCCACGCCAGGCUAUUGGUCACAGCCGUCCAAUUACAAUAACGACACAGACGAACGAGGUAUCAAUGGUGAAGAACAACGAAAGUCAACCACCAGCCUGAAUACAUUCACGAGCACCAAGAUGGACACGACUCUCACCAUGCCCAAGAAAAAAAGAGGCCGAAAGCCAAAAAUGCAACUCCAGGGCAAUUCAUGCUUUGUGUGGCGCGAUCUCACAGCACGCCGUGGAGCAAAUAAAAAACAACGCCAAAAGAAGAACGUACCUCCGGUCUUGUUGGCAGCCAUGCCCAGUCCAGAGCAGGACGAGCAGGAUGAUGAGAUUGAUGAUACUGAUAUGGAUCUUACGCUUAAUCAUGUCAAACGACUGUGCAUUGAAGAAACAGACGAAUAA
Molecule: messenger RNA, 1245 nt
Organism: Phycomyces blakesleeanus NRRL 1555(-)
Lineage: Eukaryota; Fungi; Mucoromycota; Mucoromycetes; Mucorales; Phycomycetaceae
Exons: 1
Coding region: 1-1245 (414 amino acids)
Source: RefSeq, a predicted model, not a curated record